This is a messenger RNA of Adelges cooleyi (spruce gall adelgid), 963 nucleotides long. RefSeq names its product ubiquitin-conjugating enzyme E2 N. The coding region runs from base 457 to 912 and encodes 151 amino acids. The record is from RefSeq and is a predicted model, not a curated record. The transcript has 2 exons. NCBI's taxonomy places the organism in Eukaryota, Metazoa, Arthropoda, Insecta, Hemiptera, Adelgidae.
CAUUUCGUGAUUUGUCAAUUUACUUUUGAGGCAAGAGCGGCAGCGGUGGCGGAAUUAUAAGCAAUUUUCCAUAACAUACUAAUAGUAUAAAAAAUUAUACAAAAUUUAAAAAAUAUAGUCUUUUUUUAUGAAAAUCUCGUUCAAACUUGAGUUAUCAGAAACAGCAACAUGUUCAUAUCAUACACGUCGGACGGGCAUGUUUUCAUUUCGUGAUAUUGCCUUUCAGUUCUGACUUCUGAGUUCUCCGUUGUAAACACAUGCAAAAAAUAUUCUGCUUGAUAGUGUGUUGAUGUGUUGUUGAAGAAGGCAGCAGAAGUCCAUACACACACACAGUGUAUUAGAAAAUUUCGAAGACAAUAGGAUUAAAUUAAGUGUUACUGACGUCAUUAUUAUCACCACUACUUCCCUCAGGUUUCCUUUGUCAAGCCGACUAUUUUGUAAUAAACUACCAAUAAGAUGUCAGCAUUACCGCGGAGAAUUCUCAAGGAAACUCAACGUCUAAUGCAGGAGCCUGUGCCUGGAAUCAGCGCACAACCCGAUGAGGGUAACGCACGGUAUUUUCACGUUAAAGUGACUGGUCCAGAAGAUUCACCAUUUGAAGGUGGUCUAUUUAAACUUGAAUUAUUUUUGCCUGAAGAUUAUCCUAUGUCAGCUCCAAAAGUGCGUUUCAUUACAAAAAUCUAUCACCCAAACAUUGACCGAUUAGGUAGAAUAUGUCUCGAUAUACUUAAGGAUAAAUGGUCUCCGGCACUACAGAUUCGUACAGUUCUGUUAUCCAUUCAAGCUUUACUUAGUGCACCUAAUCCAGAUGAUCCAUUGGCAAAUGAUGUAGCUGAGCUUUGGAAAGUCAAUGAAAUAGAAGCCAUACGUAAUGCAAAAGAAUGGACGCGCAUGUAUGCUACAGAAAACUAAUCAGAUUGCUUUAACUGAAGAGUAUAUAUUAAAAAUUAUGAAAAAAAAAAA